AUGGCCGAGUCGGGAGAACUCGGCUUGGAUCUUGCGAAAGGCCUGUUCCUCGCCGCUCGGCUGCGAAGACACUGCAUGCUCUUACAAUCCGUAUGGAUGUAUUCCGUCGUGGUCUUUGACGAUUCCGCGUCGUGGGCAGCCAGCACUUACAGUAUUCCCGGUGGCACCACCACCUCUCGAGCUGAAGAAUACUUUGAGAGCUCGAGUAUUGAUUAUUUCUCUUCGUUACCCGACUAUUAA
Molecule: messenger RNA, 240 nt
Organism: Penicillium waksmanii
Lineage: Eukaryota; Fungi; Ascomycota; Eurotiomycetes; Eurotiales; Aspergillaceae
Exons: 1
Coding region: 1-240 (79 amino acids)
Source: RefSeq, a predicted model, not a curated record